AUGGAAGAAGAGAUGAAAGUCCUCUCGCAAAAUCACAAUCUGCAAAAGUCAUCCUCAAAGAAGAAGUCCGCUCGUAACGACAAGUAUGUCCAUCACGAAGGGGAAGACGUCCAAGGCGAGCACAAUUACGCGAUCAAUUCAGAACAGGGAAAGACAUCCGGAAAUACCUGGACCAGGAACCAGUAUAAGGACAAUACCUUCUGCGAAUUCCAUCAGACAAAAGGGCACUCGACCGCGAACUGCAAAGUUCUCGGCGCUAGACUACCCGCAAAACUGCUCGCCGACGAACUAUCCAAGGUGACCUGCAUAAAGGACCUCCUUCUGGAUUCUGACCGGCCACCAAGGGCAGACAGGGAUAAAACUCCCGCAACGGAAAAUGAGUCGCGAGAAAACCAGUCGAGAGAAAAGCGAGGAAGAAGUUCUAUCGCGAGUCGCUCUCGUCCAUCAAAGCUUAUCAGCGGAAGGCCGAGACAAGUGCCAACUAUUCAGUCCGGUCUCCACCUCGCGAUGCCCCGAACAGCGCAAUUACCUUCGAAAACGCAGAGGCAGGGAGUAUGGUUAACGUCAUCUUCCGUGAUACUCUCAAAAAGGAUGAAAAUAGAGCUGGGAGAAGUCGUACCAAUCCCAAAGCCGCUGACUGGUUUCUCAGGUGUAACGUCCAUGACCCUUGGAUCAAUAAAACUCCCAGUCUUGGCAAAAGAGGUUACUAAAAUCGUUGACUUCGCGGUAGUCGGCAACCCAGCCAUCUACAACAUGAUAAUGGGAACGCCUUGGAUCAAUGCCAUGAAAGCAGUCCCAUCAACUCCCAACGGAAUCGCCGAAAUUUGGGGAUGUCAGAAGCAGUCGAGACUCUGCUUCUUGGCAGAACAUAUAUUGCAACAGAUCACGACGACCUCUAUGGCCAAACCAAAACGCGCAAAGAUAGCUCAAGCCAAGCUUGAAAACUCUUCUAUCAAGGACAAUUCGAAACCAUCCGCCGAAGCAACGACUGUGGACGACAACCACGUCUCCAAGUCCAACGCUCCCUCUCCCGCAGAGGAAACAACUCCAGAAACGGCAGUCGCUACGGCUAAGACUGGCGACGUAGCCUCACUCAGUGAGUAA
Molecule: messenger RNA, 1104 nt
Organism: Brassica napus (rape)
Lineage: Eukaryota; Viridiplantae; Streptophyta; Magnoliopsida; Brassicales; Brassicaceae
Exons: 3
Coding region: 1-1104 (367 amino acids)
Source: RefSeq, a predicted model, not a curated record